AUGGGGAAUAUAUUUGCUGCGGCAAGUCAGGGUGACAUUGAAUCUAUAAAAAAUGAUAUUCAAGCUAGAAUCUCUAGUAUCGACGAUAAAGAUGAAGGAGGAGCGACGGCGCUCCAUUGGGCUGCUUUGAAUCAGCAAUUCGAAGUUUGCAAUUACUUGCUGGAGAAUGGCAUCGAUAUAAACAGUACUGCUGGAAAUUUGGGGGCAACCCCUCUUCACUGGGCUGCGAAGCGAGGAUUAGUAGAAAUGGUAAAUUACUUGGUUCAGCGAGGUGGUGAUCCGUUGAUGCAUGAUAGCCAAGGGUUUCAUUGUCUACAUUUGGCUGUUCACUCCUCUAAUGCAUUUUUGGUGGUGUAUCUUCUGCAUUUGGAUAUUCCAGUCGACUCUCCAGAUGAAAAUCAGCAUACGCCUCUUAUGUGGGCUGUCUACCAUGGCAAUGAGAUGGUAACCAAUUGUCUACUGAAAUGGGGAGCCGAUGUUCACGCAACGGAUAGUGAAGAAAUGACGCCGUUACAUUGGUCUUUGGUAGGAGCAAACUCCAAAUGCAUGAGGCUGAUCCUUCAAGAAUGUGGUUUAUCCGAAACAACAGCUGUUGCGAACUUGUCUGGUCAAUUGAAAACGCCUUGGUCUUUGUCUUUGGAGCUUGGAGUAUCUAAAGUUUUUCAAGAAGCCUUGAUUGUGAAUGGGUUCCAAGUCCAAGUAAUUGCGAACGAACCAGCAGAAAAAUAUCAGAUUAUUCUUUUCAGCCAUCGAUUUUCUAAAAGGACGUACUUUUGGUUAUGUUUUCUAGCUUGUUUUCCUAUUAUUGGGGUUGCGCUUUUUAUCAUGAGCGUUUGCCCGGUCAUACUAUCCAUCUUUUUAGCUCCAGUUUGUCUCUAUUUGUCAUCCAAAUUCCUUAUUUUUUAUAUAGAGUCAUCUACAGAAAUAACUUCAUUUUUCGUUCAAACUCCCUUCCUAGCUGGCGUGUUUUCUUCGAUCUUUUUUUGGGUUUGGAGUCAUGCAUGUAUCAAUAUACUACCCGUCCUUUACCGAGAAAGUUUCGUUUUGUUUGGAUCUUUCUUAAUUCUUUCUAUCUUUUGCAUUGCUUACUAUGUCAUUUCUGCCUUUCAGGAUCCCGGUUAUAUUCCUACAAUCGGCGGUGUGACGCAAAGAAGGGAAUGUAUAGAAGAUUUGCUUGGCAGAAAUGCUUUCGAUCAAAAUAGUUUUUGCCUAAAGUGUCUUCAAUUGAAGCCAAACAGAUCUUUCCAUUGUAUCUCUUGUGGCCGCUGCGUUUAUCGGUAUGAUCAUCAUUGUCCCUGGAUUGGCAACUGUGUUGGCAUGAAAAACCACAAAUCCUUUCUUAUUUACACUUUAUCACUUGUUUUUUUGAUUCCUCUCUAUUGCUACACGGGCUUUGUAUACUUGUCGCUGAUUCCUAUUCAGGAAAAGUACAAAUCGUAUACUUGUCUGUUUGUUGGCGGUACGUUUUGUGAAUGGAUGCUGAAAGAUAUGUUUGUCAUCGUUUCUAUUUUUAUCGUUUGUAUUAAUUGGGUUUGGAUCUUCUCAUUAAGUUUUACUCAAUUAUGGCAAGUGGCUCACAACAUGACAACUGCUGAGUAUAGGCUGUUUCAAAAGUAUAAAUCAUUUUCUGCUCCUACAAGUCAAGGAAUGGUGCCUCGGAAUCCAAACAAACAUCACCAUAGCUUGGUACAUACACUCACAGCGCUUGUUGGCUUAGAUCAAUACCUCGUAUUCACCCGUGAUGUGUUUCGCUUUCUAGUAUGCCGAUGGAAUAAUCGUUAUUCCUCUCUCCCGCAGGAUCUCAGCAUAUCUUCAGUGAAUCCACAUGACAAGCAAGGUACAUACAAAAAUUGUAUGUAUUUUUGGCGAGGACUAUCGGAUGAACAAAAGACAGAUAUUGAGUCCAAUCGGAAUCCGUAA
This is a messenger RNA of Schizosaccharomyces osmophilus, 1920 nucleotides long. RefSeq names its product palmitoyltransferase Akr1 (gene akr1). The transcript has a single exon. Gene Ontology annotation, cellular component: Golgi membrane. NCBI's taxonomy places the organism in Eukaryota, Fungi, Ascomycota, Schizosaccharomycetes, Schizosaccharomycetales, Schizosaccharomycetaceae. Gene Ontology annotation, biological process: protein palmitoylation. The coding region runs from base 1 to 1920 and encodes 639 amino acids. Gene Ontology annotation, molecular function: protein binding; palmitoyltransferase activity. The record is from RefSeq and is a predicted model, not a curated record.